AUGCCGACGCUUCGCAAAAUCAAGCAGUACGGCCUGACAGAGGUGUACAUUUCGCCUGGGAGGCCCGCACAGGUCGAUGUCGUCCUCGUCCAUGGUCUUAACGGCCACCCCAAAGAUACCUGGACAAGCAAGAGCGAUGUCUUCUGGCCCACCGAUGUGUUGCCUGAAUUUUUAGAAAAUUCAAGUCUGCGCAUCCUCACGUAUGGCUACAAUGCCAAUGUUGCCGCUUUCACGGAUGGUGCCUCCAAAGACCGCGUUCACCACCAUGCAGAGACUCUCGCCAGCGAGUUACAUGCCAAUCGAAGUCUGCGCGGCUGCCUCGAGCGCCCGAUCAUCUUUGUCUGCCAUUCUCUCGGUGGCCUGAUCGUAAAACGGUGCUUAAUUAUGUGUCGCAGCCAGGAGAACGAGAAGUUGCGCCACCUUCGCUCGAUUUACAUUUCAACCUUUGGCAUCUUGUUCCUGGGCACUCCUCACACCGGCUCUGACGUCGCAAAAUGGGGUUUACUUAUUCAGAAAAUCUGCAGCGCUGUUUUCCCCAAGAAGUUUAUGGACACUUCUCCACAAUUGAUCGAGACACUAAAAUCGAACAACGAAGUGCUCCAGAACAUCAACAGAUUAUUCAACGAUUUUUUCGGUCGCUUUCAUGUAUAUUUCUUUCACGAAACCAAGCCCCUCGACAUGAAAGGAACCCGCGAGUUUAUCGUAGAUGAAUCGUCUGCUGCCCCAGACGUUCAAGGAGCCGAGCGCAUGGGAAUCGAAGCAGACCAUAGCUCUAUGGUCAAAUUCGAAGAUGACAGUUCACCGGGAUUCGAAGCUGUUGCUGAAGCAAUCAUUCGCUACGCGCGUGAGGCACCCCCUGUAAUCACUGGCCGCUGGAAAGAGGAAAGGGCCCAUGUGCACCUCCAAGUGCACUCUAUGGCGGACGAACUAACUCGAUCUUCUGUCGAUUUCUCCCAAGAACCUCCUCAGCCAGAAGCAGAAAGUAGAAUGGGUAACUCCGUACCGAAUCUCCCCCUACCGCCGAUUUUCCCCGCCGAACAUACCCCUCGCAUGGCACAGAGUGUUGAGAUUCUACCUACUCAGCGUGGCCCACUGUUUGUCGUUCCUCCCGGAUUCCACCCGAAUGCCACUUUUAUCGGAAUGGAAAAGGAGUUGAACGAACUCCAUAUCCGUCUUUUCAACACCAAGAGACGGGAAGAGAGGGCGGCAGCUGUACUCAUCUGUGGAGGUCCUGGGUCUGGAAAGACGCAUCUUGCCCGUGAAUACGUUCACAGUCAUCGCAAAGAUUUCCCUGGCGGCAUAUUUUGGAUUGAUGCCAAGUCUGUUCUAGCAAUGUCGACUUGCUACUGGGAUGUUGCGCAAGCAGCAGCAUUGAUUGAUGGUAGAAAAGAAUAUCCCACCUCGACUGACGCCACCAUAUUCGUGGAGCAAGUUCGCCACUGGUUUGAAUCAAGGGAGGAAUGGCUCAUUGUUUUUGAUGGGGUGAACUUUGAUGAAGAUAGCCAACUGAAUGCCUUCAAGAAAUACCUGCCUUUCCGAAAGAACACCAGCAUAAUAUAUACGUCUGUGGACCGAACGCUGGCAAAGAAGCAACGACUGUUCGAACCUUAUCGCCUUAAUGUACGAGCUUUGAAAGCCGAAGAGGCUCGUCAAUUGCUCUUUGACGAUUUGGAAAUAGAGAAUCCAACCCCUGAGCAGUACAAAAAGGCGACCGAAAUAGUCCAUCAUUAUCAAGGCCUCCCGCUAGCAAUCCAUGCCAUUGCUCAUAGGCUUACUGCCACGCGGAAACCCUUGGAGAGAUAUCACCUCAAUUCACAUCUGACAGAUCAGCGGCUCSCGGAGCCGUUCAUAGGAAUCAUGCAAGACCUCCGCGCUCACGAGCAUUUUGAGGCGAUGAACCUGAUCAAUUUAUUGGCGUUCUUCGGACACCAUGUCCCGGUCGGUAUGAUUAGCUGGGGGAAAAGCGCACUUGAGGGCCAUAAUUUACCAAUAUUGACAAGCAGUCGACCGGGUGAGCCUGGCGACCUCGACACUACUUUGGGUGUACUUAUUCAGUACGGGCUUAUCGAGAGAAUUUCCGACCGUUAUCCAGGUAAGUCAUUGCUACAAAGGGACGACUUCAAGGUGGAAAGCCCCGAAAGUGAGAUUUCGGGUUCAGAGUCCUUUACAGAGAGUAUGGCAGCCUCUGGAAUAUAUCAAAAUGCAAUUGAUGUCGUGAAAAUCCACAGCGUCGUGCAAGCAUUCUUUCGGGACGAGUUGAGAAUUGUCGACGGGAAAAAUAAGCAGCUUCAAUCUGACUCCACUGACAGUGGGACCUCGCAAUUGCCUGACAGCCAGACAUCACAACCAAUUACUAGCUUCUAUACGUGGUGGUUGCUGAAUGCAACGAGGGUUUUCUGUAAAUCUUACGAAAUUGCUCGGUAUAAGAUGAGUCGAGAUCGCUCAGGCUGUCUCUUCGUGAAGGAUUUGCGAGAGUAUGAAAAUCAUGCCGAGCGGUUAAUGUCUUACUACAGAAAGGUAGACAGCCGUCCGUCAAUAACGAUUGUGAAAGACACCAAAAAGCUUCUCAAAGAAGCAGUGAAAGACAUUAGUACGGAGAUCGGCAAAAUCUCUCCAAACGCAUUCGAGGAGUCCUUCCGGCUUGGAAAAUCAAUUUUCGACCGAUCAAGCAGUUCGUCAUCCGGGCCUUCUUCGUCGCUAGAAGAUAGUAUGGCGUCCCAUCGCUCGACGUGGAAUGACGACUGGGAGUCUAUCAAAGUUCAAUCUCCUGUAGAGUUGGCCAAUCCACAGCAAAACCCGUUUCAAUUUCCAGAUGCCAGUCUGUCUCAGGAGGGACUCCACGAGCAUAUCCCUUUCCAGUUUCCGCUUGCUGAUUUGUAUCGAGAAAGACUUCAAGAGCAAAAUGAUGGCUAUCUCAGCGAUGGCGAAGGAGGAUUGAGGGUAAAAUCACGGCGGUCUUCGGCAGAUUCGUCGAGGUACAGUGAGAAUACUGAGAUACCACCUCCUCACCCAACGGCUCCCACCGCUCCAAUAGCUUCUGUUGACGGMCCUGCCGCUACUUCUACUACUGUACCCUCACCUGCUCCUAGCCCCGGUGAGUUGGGUUGGGAAAUUGUUCAAAGAAAGAAGAAAGGAAGUAAACUUUCAGACGUACCGAAAAAGGGACCGAGAUUUCGUGGCAGACUUAAGGAUUUAGGAUCAUUUCGACCUUCUCCUAUUACCAAAAUGUCAUCUGCGCAAGGGGAGGGCUCUAUGAGUCGGAUUCUUUCUGGAUCUAGUGAUAGAAACACAACCCCGACGAAUGCGAAGGAAUUGCUAGCUUCGUUCCAAAAGCCAGAUGCCCGGAAGCAAGUAGGAGAUGCUGAUCAAAAGGAAAUUCAUUCUGCAUGGACAUCGCCAGUUAUUUCUCCACCAGCAGCAAAAAGGCCUUCGUCAGAAAUUCCACUACCCGCACCGAGUCAAAGUGCACCAAGUGUCCUGGGUCACGGCAACAAUCCCUCUCCCAAACCAAGGCCCAAAAGUACGAUAGAGAACAGGUCAGAUCUUCGAUCGGAGCUCAGACCAAGUAGCGCGCAGACUACCAGCUCCAGGCCAUCACCAACAUUGGUCGAGUUUGGCAGAAAUCAUCGACUGAAUCCCAUGAGCCAUAGCGAUCCAUCCCUGGUGCGCGGGAGGGGGCAAUCCCAGUCCAACCCCAAUUCCGCGCCGGGGUCUCGAAAUCAUUCCAGGCACCCUUCGUCGUCUGUGAAAUCGACAUUAGGCCGUGAAUCUUCGAAAGCCUCGAUACCUGGUCCUCAAGCGUUCAGACUGAAUCCGACACAUCAGGCCUUUAUCCCGAGACUAAGUACGAAUGACAUGGGCUCCAGAUAUGUCCCUGUCCCUGUCCCUGUCCCAGAAGGAGGAAUGGUCAUCGACGUACAGAAGAGGAAUACUCGGAGAUGGGAUGAGGAAAUAGUCUACCCGGCUUCAAACCUGUCUACAUCUCCUCGACAAGCGAUACCUGGAGGAUACACAUCUGAACCGCUAUCCGCAGAUAUGUCUCGCGAUCCUUCAGGCCAAUCUCGUGCGUCAUGGCAGACGGAUCCUGUUCCUGCAACUCGGCGAUCAUCGCAGCAGCUAACGCAGCCGCAGCCGCCUACAGCUUUUGGUCCUCAACUACCUACCUCACCAACAUAUACUGUAGUAUAUGCUCCAGAGGGCAGUUCAAGGCGUCAAGCCGCUGCAUACACGGUUCCACUGGCUGCGCCUAACUCUAUCGACUAUCUGGGUCUCAGCAACCGCUUUGAAUUCGGAGGAGAGCCAGAUACACCAAUUGUCGGUGGCCGAGUACUAGAGAACCAAAGCAUUUUCUUCGGCGAACACGAGGUUGAUGUAGACGAAGCACGUCGACGAGUCAUGGAUUGGAACUUACGCCAGUCACCUGCGUUGAUGUACGAUCCUCGAACUGGACAGCCCUUUUUGGCAGCACCGCGCAUGCGAGCUCAGCGAUCUGAUCCGGGGACAACCAUUAUACCGGUUCCCGUGGCCGUUCCAGUGCAUAUGCCAAUUGAUACUUCAAACACACUCGCACUCAUCACUAUGGCAUUCGUAACCCGUAUUGUCCCAGCCCGGUCUCUCAUGACCGGCGCUUCCUUCCAAGCCUACCGCUCAUUCUCUACAACCUUGGCAACACAGAGAGGGCCCGUCGAAGCCACUAAGGAUGUUCUCAAGAAGGCCGAUCGAACGGUCUCCGAUGCUGCGGUCAAGGGUAUCGAGACUGGAGAAACCUUAACACACAAAGCACAAGAGACCCUGGGUGUGAAGAGCAAGGAAGCAGAAGGAAAGGCCAAAGAAUUGGCGGGUGAGGCCAAGGGCAAGGCACACGAGCUAGAAGGUAAGGCCAAGGGCAAAGCCGAAGAGCUCCGCAGCGGACGAUAA
This is a messenger RNA of Talaromyces amestolkiae, 4917 nucleotides long. RefSeq lists its product as uncharacterized. The record is from RefSeq and is a predicted model, not a curated record. Lineage: Eukaryota; Fungi; Ascomycota; Eurotiomycetes; Eurotiales; Trichocomaceae. The coding region runs from base 1 to 4917 and encodes 1638 amino acids. Gene Ontology annotation, molecular function: ADP binding. The transcript has 6 exons.